CCAACCGAAGCCAGUAAAUAUCAGGCUAGCUAGCAGUCUGUUAGCUACUCCCAGUUCCAGUAGAUCAGACCAUGUUUUUUCAGCUGUCAUCGGCCAGUUGUCAGUCCAGCGUGUGUAGCCUGUUCGGUGGUGCUUUUCGUUAAGCGAUGACCUCCCAGUAAGAGAGACUCCGUCCUUUAAAAAAAAUCAGCUCUGUAGACUUGGCUGGCUUUACAGGUUAGCUUAGCGCUAGCAAGCUGCGUCCAGAGGAGGUGUCGUUGCUAGUGACUAUGCAAGGGGAAACCACGACGAUCCGAAUCACGGAAAACGAAGGCAAGCUGGAUGUAUAUCCCCAGAACAGGACCCCGAGCUCGGGGAGAGCGAGUGCCAAAAGCUGGCAGUACAGCGAUCACAUGGAGAAUAUUGAUGGCUACCUGAUGAAAUAUACCAACCUGGUGACAGGCUGGCAGUACAGGUUCUUUGUCUUGAACAACGAGGCGGGCCUGCUUGAGUAUUUUGUCAAUGAGCAGUCACGGCCACAGAAGCCCCGUGGCAUGCUCCCUUUGGCGGGGGCCGUCAUUUCCCCGAGUGAUGAGGACUCGCAUACCUUCACUGUCAAUGCCAUCAGUGGGGAGCAGUACAAGCUCAGGGCCUCUGAUGCCAAAGAGAGGCAGCACUGGGUCAGCAGGCUACAGAUCUGCACGCAGCACCACACAGAGGCCAUGGGGAAGAGUCAGCCUCCGUCAAAGUCCCGGAGUUACUCCACGGCGUCUCAGGGCAGCGGCAGCUCCCCGAUGUCCAUGCGCCGGCACAGCCAAAACCCCGCCUCUUUGUUUGGCUGGUCGCAGGUCAGAGGCUCGUCGGCCUACUCCAGUAAGAGGUCCCUGCUGCCCGACCACCUGAUGGACGCAAGAGAGAUGAUGAGCCAAGCCCAGGGUCAGCACAAAGACCUGAUGCAGGGCAUUGAGGGCCUGCCUGUGACUCCUGGCCUUUCCCCCCUGGACCAGGACCUGCUGAUGCUCAAGGCCACUUCCAUGGCCACCAUGAACUGCCUCAAUGAGUGCCUGCACAUCCUCCACCUGCAGCAGGUGGCCCGACAGAGAAGCUCCCUAGGAGGACCCACCAUUGAGUGGCUGGAGCCCAAACUGCCCGACAUCCUGAAGAAUGGCAGCAGCUCUCUGGGCAGCUUCGCAACAGGUGAGGGCCCGCUGGAGGGGAACCGCUUGGAGCUCAGCAGCCCCGAGUCCUGCAACUUCUCCGGGGAACAGGAAGACAUAGAUGCAGAGGAUGAAUUGGAGGACUCCUUUACGGACAAGGAGGAGGACCUGGGUGCCGUGGAGGAGGAACGGAGCGUCAUCCUACACCUGCUGUCGCAGCUGAAGCUGGGGAUGGACCUCACGCGGGUGGUCCUCCCCACCUUCAUUCUCGAGAAGCGCUCUCUGCUGGAGAUGUACGCAGACUUCAUGUCCCAUCCGGAUCUCUUUGUGACCAUCACAGACGGCAGCAGUCCGGAGGACCGCAUGGUCCGGUUUGUGGAGUACUACCUCACCUCCUUCCACGAGGGCCGCAAAGGCGCCAUUGCCAAAAAACCCUACAACCCCAUCAUUGGCGAGACCUUCCACUGCUCCUGGAAGGUGCCCAAGAGACCAGACGCCUCCAAGGAGCCUUCACAGGGAAGCCCCGACCCCACUGCUUCCAGCCAGGACUCCUACCAAGUGCGCUUUGUGGCGGAGCAGGUUUCCCAUCAUCCCCCUGUGUCUGGUUUCUACGCCGAAUGCCAGGAGAGGCGGAUGUGUGUGAACACACAUGUGUGGACCAAGAGCAAGUUCAUGGGCAUGUCCAUUGGGGUAUCGAUGGUGGGGGAAGGUUGUCUGUAUUUGCUGGAGCACGAUGAGGAGUACACCUUCACGCUGCCCUGCGCCUAUGCUCGCUCCAUCCUCACCGUUCCCUGGGUGGAACUUGGCGGCAAAGUCACCAUCAACUGCGCCAAGUCGGGUUACUCGGCAGUCAUUACUUUCCAGACUAAACCCUUUUAUGGAGGCAAAUUACACAAGGUAACAGCAGAGGUGAAGCACAACUCCACCAAUGCAGUGGUGUGCCGCGUACAGGGCGAGUGGAACGGCGUCUUGGAGUUCAGCUUCACUAACGGAGAGACGAGGGUGGUCGACGUCACCAGGCUGCCUGUGACGAAGAAGCACGUGCGGCCAGUAGAGAAGCAAGGACCGACUGAAUCCAGGCGCCUGUGGCAGCACGUGACCGAGGCUUUACGGCAGAAAGACGUCGAGAAAGCCACUGAGCAUAAGACGGUCCUCGAGGAGAGGCAGCGGACAGAAGAGAGGCACCGUGUCGAGACAGAAACCCCCUGGAGGACCCGAUACUUUGACAGAGAGGGUGAAGGUUGGGUUUAUCACAAGCCACUUUGGAAAAACUCUACAUUCAAAUCCUAGUUUCUUCAGCCCUCUCCUAUCUUGGAUGUUGAUAUUGUAGAUUCAGGUGUGUGUGUGUGUGUGUGUGUGUGUGUGUGUGUGUGUGUGUGUGUGUGUGUGUGUGUGUGUGUGUGUGUGUUUGUGUGUUUGUGAGUGUGCCGGAGUGUGUCUGCGUGCACACACGCAUGUGGCCGUUGGUUAUGAAAUGACAAGCAUGACCUGCACUGACGUACAGACGAAUGCGACGCUGAGGGGGGAGAAGGACCGAGACGGCAUGACCGAAGGUGUUCUCGAAUCUCUCACAUGAUGUUCAGGAAGAGUACAAGUUUUUGUACUGCAGAUUAGGGUUUUUUUUUUUAAAAUAAUCUAAUGUCAAUGAAAACAUAUUCUUGUACAGGUAAUGGUACUCUAUUUACACAGCCUUAAGAUGAUCUGAUGAAUGAUACUCUGUUUGGACUCGGAUGAUCCGCCUGGAUAUGGUUUCUUCUUCUUCUCCUCUUUUUAAACUGUGGUCUCACCUGAGGAUAAAGGGACUUUUGGUGAAUAUCUUCUUUAAAUAGGAAAGAAAAUCCCCAAGUAACUGGAGAAUACAUCUCAUAAAGCUGAAUCUGUGUAUUUGAGCUGAUAAAACAGAAGUCAUUCCCUCUGUCACUGGAUGUAUUUACUUACUCGUGGUGUUUUGAUCUGAGCAGUACAGAAACAUUUAGUGGAUGCCUCCCAGAGUAAUUAUUAAACGGGGCAAUUUCCCAGAGUAUAUACAUAAAAUAGCACAUUGAGCAGUGCUUACAGAAAUUUACGUACUUUAAAAUGACAGAUUUAAAGAAAAGUACUAAAAAUUAAAAAAUAACGGCAUCUGAAUACUGAACACUGAAUUCACUCACUGUUUACUGUAGACUGCACUGCGUUUAAUGUGUUUACUCUCAUUUUAUACAUUUAUUUAUCUUGUCACUCUGAAGGAAAGGCCCCAGUCAUAUAGGCCUAGAGACAG
Messenger RNA from Maylandia zebra (zebra mbuna), 3393 nucleotides. RefSeq names its product oxysterol-binding protein-related protein 11. The record is from RefSeq and is a predicted model, not a curated record. Gene Ontology annotation, molecular function: sterol binding. Gene Ontology annotation, cellular component: Golgi apparatus; cytosol; membrane. NCBI's taxonomy places the organism in Eukaryota, Metazoa, Chordata, Actinopteri, Cichliformes, Cichlidae.